This is a messenger RNA of Hemicordylus capensis (graceful crag lizard), 1535 nucleotides long. RefSeq names its product ankyrin repeat and SOCS box containing 9 (gene ASB9). Gene Ontology annotation, molecular function: protein binding. Bases 335 to 1303 code for a protein of 322 amino acids. Gene Ontology annotation, biological process: protein ubiquitination; intracellular signal transduction; positive regulation of protein catabolic process. NCBI's taxonomy places the organism in Eukaryota, Metazoa, Chordata, Lepidosauria, Squamata, Cordylidae. The record is from RefSeq and is a predicted model, not a curated record. The transcript has 9 exons.
UACAAGUUGCUUGAAGUGGAAGCCCGCCUCCUAAACAAACAUACGCACCUCUGCGUUGGUUCAUUACGUAAUUACAACCUUAAAGGAAAUUUCUUUAUAACCUGAAAGGAAAUGUCUUCCUGACAAAUUCAGUUGUCAGCGUAUGCCCUGCCACCUAGUCAGCAUCAUCAGGAAUCCAGUGUUUGGCUGGAGCCAUCCCUUCCAGUGGAUAAUCUACUAAUGCAGGGGUUCUCAACAGGAGGUAAACAAGUACCCCUAAGGCAAGAUGGAAUUUGAACUCUUAUGGUCUCAGCUGUAAAGUGAAAUAACAGUACUCCGACUGUCCAAGGCUGCAAUGGAAGUGGAAGGAGCAAAUGCGAAUGCCAGCAUAUCCCAGGGAUCCGAAAGCCAGCCUCAUUCAACAUACCUAGCAAACCCGUUAAUGGGUGAUUUUGUUUCUGAUUGGUCUCCUUUGCAUGAUGCUUCAAUUCAUGGGCGCCUGCUUGCUCUGAAGAAACUCAUCAAUCAGGGGACCAGUGUGAAUCUAAUGACAGCUGAUCGCGUUUCUCCUCUCCAUGAAGCCUGUUUAGGGGGACAUUCUGCUUGUGCCAGUGUUUUAUUAAAACAUGGAGCCCAUAAGGAAAACAUGGAGGCAUGCCAUGUGAACUUGCAUCAAAACAAAACCCAAGAACAGAGGAGAGGGGCUGCUUCCCUCAAUGCUGUAAAUGGGGCUACUAUUGACUGGAACACACCCUUGUUCAAUGCUUGUAUCAAUGGCAGUGUUGACUGCUUGAACCUGUUACUGCAGCAUGGAGCCAGUCCACAUGCUGUUUGUGACCUGGCAUCACCCAUCCAUGAAGCUGCUAAGAGAGGUCAUAUUGAAUGUGUGGAAUCCCUUGUAUCUCAUGGAGUCAGUAUUGAUCACAACAUAAAGCAUCUUGGGACUCCACUCUCUGUCGCUUGUGAGAAUCAGCAAGUGGAUUGUACCAAAAAAUUACUUGAGUCAGGAGCAAGUGCAAAUAGUGGGAAAGGUCUAGAUUCCCCUCUCCACAUCGCUGCUCAAAAAUCCAAUGCUGACUUGGUACAUUUGCUCAUUGACUUUGGAGCAGACACAAGAUCUCUAAAUGCUGAGGGCAAAAAACCAGCAGAGAUGGUUCCCUCAAACAGCACUUUAGCACAGAUAUUUCUACAGCGAGAAGGGCCCUUGUCCUUGAUGCAGUUAUGCCGCCUGUACAUAAGAAGGUAUUUGGGAUCCCAUCAGCAGCGCAGAAUAAGUGAACUUCUAUUACCAGAUGAGCUGAAACGGUUUCUUCUGUAUCUUUAAAUGUUUUUUUAAUGUCCUGCUGAACUAUUAAAAUUUCUCAUUUAUUUCUCAUGUAUACAGUUCUCAUACAGUUUACAAUACAAACAUCAAUGCAGGGUUUUCAGUGACUUUGAUCUUCCAGAUUUGUAAGCUCACUUCUUUUUAUUUACAUAUACAGGGCUACAGACCUAAUGUAUAUAUUAUAGGUGCUUUUAAAAUAAGUAAACAAUAAAUAGAAAUAACUGUGCAAGUA